Molecule: messenger RNA, 696 nt
Organism: Cornus florida
Lineage: Eukaryota; Viridiplantae; Streptophyta; Magnoliopsida; Cornales; Cornaceae
Product: non-functional NADPH-dependent codeinone reductase 2-like
Exons: 5
Cellular component (GO): cytosol
Molecular function (GO): aldose reductase (NADPH) activity
Source: RefSeq, a predicted model, not a curated record
AUGGGAAGCAGUAACAGCAAUAUGAUUAUUCCAAAGUUUGCCGCCUCUGUUUACAACUCCGAACCGUCUCUUGGUCAAGCCAUAGGAGAAGCUCUGUUCCUCCGCCUCAUUACAUCUCAUGAUCAGCUAUUCAUCACCUCAGAGCUCUGGUGCAGCGAUGGACACCCUCACCUUGUCCUCCCUGCCCGACAAACUACAUUGCAGAAGCUUGGAUUGGAGUAUGUUGAUCUUUAUCUCAUCCACUUUCCGGUGAGCUUGAAGCCAGAAGCCGCGCAUGAGCUGCCUUUCAAAGAGGAGAACCUUGUUCCCAUGGAUUUCAAGUGUGUUUGGGAAGCCAUGGAGGAGUGUCAUAAACUUGGCCUCACCAAAAAUAUAGGAGUCAGCAACUUCUCUUGUAAGAAGUUAGACCACUUACUUCUAACUUCAAGCAUCCAUCCCAUGGUCAAUCAAGUGUCAUGAUUAUGUUUAGGGUAAGAUAUGAAUCCACUUUGGCAGCAAAAUAAGCUGAGAGAGUAUUGUGAGAAAAAGGGAAUCCAUGUCACCGCUUAUUCACCUUUAGGGGCAAGAGGAACAUUAUGGGGAAGCAACCAAGUCUUGGACUGGGAAGUUCUGAAAGAGAUUGCCCAGGCUAGGGGAAAGACAGUUGCUCAGGUUUGUUUGAGAUGGGUUUACACGGCAUUAACUUUCUUGUUUUGA